Messenger RNA from Salmo salar (Atlantic salmon), 8171 nucleotides. The record is from RefSeq and is a predicted model, not a curated record. Lineage: Eukaryota; Metazoa; Chordata; Actinopteri; Salmoniformes; Salmonidae.
GGUAGGGAGGGGAAAGGAGUGGAGGAGGAGGAGAAGAGAGGGAGCGUUAAUAUGUAUAUUAAUAUGAGUAGUAGGCUGUCUGUAAAACUGAGUUUCAAAAGCACCUAGUUUAUAACUGCUGUACUCCACUAUGACACAAAAGGUGUGUGCGUCUGGAAGGGGCGAAGUUGCCUGCAUUUCUCACUGAAAGCGGAGGGAGGGAGUGAGGGACGGAGGGAGGGACGGAGGGAGGGAGGGAGUGAGGGAGGAGAAGAGUGGUGCAGUGUGAGUCGUGUGGCAGUGCUUUGCCUCGAUCUCUUCACAGCACAUCCUCCUCUCUCCUCCUCCUCUUUUUUUCUUGACACACCUCUAAUAUAGGAGCUACCGGGAUUCGUUUUUAUCCAUCGCUGGAGUGGGAUAACACACACAUCACACCUCAGCCUCAGUCAUGGUGUUCAUCAGCUUGGCUCUCAAAUCUGUCCUGAAGUACUUCAACAGGAACAACAGCGCUGUCAGACAGGACGAGGACAAAAAGUGGUCGGUACACUACACUUCCCAGAAGCCUCAGCAGGAGACACGGCCCUCUUGUGUGGAUGACCGCCGUACCGUACUCAGAGAGUGCAGCAAGAAGCCAAGGAGAGUUGGGUAUGGCAGUUCACAGUACUUCUCCCAAAACCCUGCCUACCUCAGCCCCAGCAUAUCAGAAAACAGGCUGCAUGAUGACAAGGGCAGGAGCGACAGACACCGGAAAAAGCGGUCUAAGCUGCUGGACUGUCUGUCUCAGUCCUGCUUCUCUGUCUGCUGGAGGAGAAAGUCAACCGGGUCAUCGCCAGAUGAGGACCUGUCGGCAUAUUCAUUCAGACCACCACCGAGCCCCCCUACGAACAGUUACCAAACCAUCGAUGACACAGUUAACGGGUGUGACGUCACGGCUGACAGCUGUGACCUCACAGUCGCCGAGGAGACAGAGUGGACUAAGCCCCUCCCCCUGCCGACACCAGAGGAGAAGAUGAGGCAGCAAGCGCAGGCCAUCGCCGCUGAAAUAGUACCCAUCAACAUCACUGGUGAAGGUUUUGAGCGUCAGGCUAGUUUCCGGCGAGCAUUAGCCAACACAGACACUCUGAUCCGUCAACCCCGGAACAAACUAACACGCCGCAAGACCAUCGCCGGAAUACCUGACGACGUCACCAGAGAUCUGGAAUAUGAAGCUGACGAAGAGCCAGGUUGUGGUGGAUCAGUGGUUUUGCCUGGUCAGUACUCUACUCUGGGCCGAACCGGCACUGUCAACACAGCCCUGCUACAGCGUUCUCUCACACAAGGCCCACACACCCAAUCACUCACGCCCUCACACACCCAGGGGGCCGGCCUGUUGGAAGAGGAAAGGAGAGAGGAGGAAAGGGUAGAAGAGAGGAGAAUGGAGGAGAGAAGAGAGGAGGAAAGGGAGGAGGAGAGGAGAGUGGAGGAGAGGAGAGAAGAGGAAAGGGAGGAGGAGAGGAGAAUGGAUGAGAGGAGAGAGGAAGAAAGGGAGGAGAAGAUGAGAAUGGAGGAGAGAAGAGAGGAGGAAAGGGAGGAGGAGAGGAGAGUGAUGAAGCCUUCAGUGCGCCGGAUCCGAGCCCAGAGAGGACAGGGUAUCUCUUCUCUGAUGGCCUCUCUCACCCCGACCCUCACCCCUAACCCCUCCAUCACGCCUUACCUCAGCCUCACCCCCUCCUCUUCCAUGGGCAGUGUCUCCCUGGGGGGUGAAGAUGGAGGAGAGGGGUUCCACAGCCUCCCCCGUCAGGACGUCCUGUCCUCCCUGAGCUCUGAGAGCAGCUGCCUCAGCACCCCCUACAGGACAUUCUGCCAUACGGCAUCCUGUUCUAUGGAUCAUGAGUUCCUGAGCCAGUCAGGGGAGGGUCAGAGCAGCAGAUUCCCGAGUCAGAGCACCUUACUCGGGGAGGACUGGAGCUACGAGCCCCUCUUAUCCUCCAGCCGCUCCUCCCCCCUUCAUCCUUUCACCUCCAUCUCCACCUCUUGUCAGACCGACUGCAGCUCCCUCUGCUCCGAGUCCCACGUUCACGGCGGCGUUUCUGCCGACUAUGCUACUGGCGGCAACCGCUGUCCCCACGGUAACCGGGACCACCGCGGUCUCCAUGGAAACAGCCGUAACCUGUCAAGCAGUAUCUCUCUGAGGAAGUCAAAGAGGCCACCUGCUCCCCCCACGCGCUCCACCUCACUACGGUUUAAACCUGGCCGGGGGAAAACGCUGCGCUGCAACUACAACAACGACACUGCUGGACCUGGAGAGUUGGCCAUGAAGGGGAGUCUGACCUCUAGCCCUACUCCCCUCUCCCCUCCACUCUCUCCAGGGGUGUUCGAGGACCCAUGGGUCCCCCGCUGUAGCAGUGUGGGCAGCGGGGGCAGGGCAGGUGCUGAUACAGACAGCCAGAUCAACCAUGUCCUUCACUUCCACAGCUUCCACCAACAGCCCAACCCUGGUCAGGAACAAAACAACCCUGCUAGCCCUUGCCAGCAACAGCCUCACCCAUCUGUCCCCCGCUCAGCCAGUGCUGGAGGAGUGAGCCUGCUUAUGGGACCUAAAAUGGCUGCCUCUUCUCCUAAGAUGUCUGCCACUGCAGGGAGACUCCAGCGGUUGGCCUCUUCCACCUCCAGCGGAUACUCCAGCGAGUGCAACACCCCAACCCUCUCCUCACCCCUCACAUCCCCUUCACCCCUCACACCCUCCUCAUCCCAAACACACUCCUCACCCCUCAUCUCCUCCCUCUACCUCAACUCCUCUUCCUCCCUCCCCAGGACACGUUCUAGCCCAGGGGGAGGAGGGCCAAGACCCCCCAUCCCAGAGAGAAAGUCCUCUCUCCUCUCCUCUCCCUUCUCCUCCUUUUCCUCUACCUCCUUCCUCUCUUCCUACACCUCCUCCGACUCCAGAUAUCCUCCUCUCCCCCCUCCUCCUCCCCUGCCCGGCUCCAACAUUCUUCCCUGUCUACCUCCACCCUACCCAUCCCUCCCUCAAGGACAAUCACUCCCCUCUCCUCUCCCUGAUCUGUGCAUCUCUCACGCUCUUCCCUCUCCCCCUCCUCUACCUCAGCCAUCCCUCCCCUCUCCCUCUCCCCCUCCUCCCUCUCCCCCUCCUCUACCCCAGCCAUCCCUCCCCUCUCCCCCUCCUCUACCCCAGCCAUCCCUCCCCACUCCCUCUCCUCUACCUUCUCCCCCUUCCCUCCCACAGUAUGAUGCCUGUGCAGUGCGACAGACUCAACCCCACCCCUUCUUUUCACCUAUUACACCUGCCAGCCAGGUGACUUCAUUGCUAGGAUUCCCUCCUCCUCCUUCCCCUGAGCUCACAGAGGAUUCAAACCUGUCAAUCAACAGCCCUCCUCAUCUUCCUCCUCUUCCCGCUCAUCCACCACCUCCUCCCUCUUACACCCACACCCCUCUGCCUCCUUCCCUCCUCCUUCCCCUCUCCAGAGUGUGUCCAGGACACACUCCCCGGCCCCUGAUAACAACCCAAGCCCUUCAGAGAGUCACUCUGUGCUCUACCAAGAGGCUAAACAACCCUUCAUCAUCUAAUGUCGAGCAGAGCCAAGACAUCAAUGAUGCUACCCUAACUAGCAUUAUGCUAACCAACUAUAGAUCAGCUAAUGUUGAGCAGAGCCAAGACAUCAACGAUGCUACCCUAACUAGCAUUAUGGUAACCAACCACACAUCAGCUAAUGUCGAGCAGAGCCAAGACAUCAACGAUGCUACCCUAACUAGCAUUAUGGUAACCAACCAUACAUCAGCUAAUGUUGAGCAUAGCCAAAACAGCAAUGAUGCUACUCUAACUAGCAUUAUGCUAACCAAUGCUAAGUCAACCAAUGAUGCCCAGCAUAUUGCAAAGAGCACAGAAGCUAAGCUAAAUGACAUAAUGCUAACCAGCACCCAGGAGCGAGGGAAGGGCAUGGAUGCCACACUAACCAGCACUGUGUUAGAGAGUGUGGGAAGGAUUGAUGCCAUGCUUACUGAGGCUGAAGAGAGAACCCCAAAGAAGGCUGUUGUUCUCUCUAGGCCCCUGAUAGCAGUGUUUCAAAGUUCUAGUCCUACUGCUGAAAACACACUACAGAAGGGAGAACCUACGCCACGACAGGAGACCACACCCUGCCUCACCAACGGCCAACCAGAGUACUCAGUGUGGGCAUACACACCCACACACUCCCCUGCUACCCCCUCCUCCUCCUCCCCCCACAGACAGAAGCUUCCCUGUGCCCUGAAGAAGCCCAAGAUCAUGCCCCCACCCUUGCUGAGGACACACCAGACAGACACACCCCCACCACCACCUCCACCCGUAUUGAUAGGUACACCUCCACAGCCCUCCGUCCCAGAGACACCCCCCUUACUGGGGAUAAACAUGUACCGGCCAGAGAUACAGACCCAGCCAGAGACACAGACCCAGACAGAGUCUCAACCACCCAUACAGAGGACAACCAAGCCCCAGACAGAGUCUCAACCAGAGACAGCAUACCUCUUCCUGAAGUUCUACCAGUCACAGUACUGUGUACCAGAGUUACCGCCAAGCCCCUGUCCUUCAGAACCCUGUGUACCAGAGUUACCACCAAGCCCCUGUCCUUUAGAACCCUGUGUACCAGAGUUACCACCAAGCCCCUGUCCUUUAGAACCCUGUGUACCAGAGUUACCACCAAGCCCCUGUCCUUUAGAACCCUGUGUACCAGAGUUACCACCAAGGCCCUGUCCUUUAGAACCCUGUCUACCAGAGUUACCACCAAGCCCCUGUCCUUCAGAACCCUGUGUAACAGAGUUACCACCAAGCCCCUGUCCUUCAGAACCCUGUGUACCAGAGUUACCACCAAGCCCCUAUCCUUCAGAACCCUGUGUACCAGAGUUACCACCAAGCCCCUGUCCUUCAGAACCCUGUGUAACAGAGUUACCACCAAGCCCCUGUCCUUCAGAACCCUGUGUACCAGAGUUACCACCAAGCCCCUGUCCUUCAGAACCCUGUGUACCAGAGCCACAGCAGGAGUCCUGUCCACUGGAGAUGAAGACAGAGACAGAGAGAGAGGACGAGACAGAGAGUGAGACAGACACAGAGAAAGAGGCAGAGGCAGAGGCAGAGACAGAGAGAGAGACAGACACAGAGAAAGAGGCAGACACAGAGGCAGAGAGAGCGGCAGACACCGAGAGAGAAGCAGCUCCCAGACAGCCACAGAGUGUACCAGUGCCAUACACAGAGCUGGGGAGAUCAGAACCAGAGGAAAUUUGGGUGAUGCAGGAGGAAGAAGAGAAGGAGGAGAGAGAAAAUUGGCAGAAGCUGGGGAGAAGAGAGGAGGACAGUGAAGAGGAAGACAGACGGAGGGGAGUGAUGGAGGAGGAGGACAGCAAUGAUUUUGAAAGCUUCUCUCUGGAAGAGAGGAGAGACUCUCUGAGCAGUCCUCUGUCUACUGACAGCCUGAAAGAGGCACUACUCCUGCCAGAUCUGUUCAUCCAGGAGGACGAGGGGGAACUGGGGGAAGAGAGGAUGGAGUGGGAGGAGAGGAAGGAGUGGGGGAAGAGGGAGGAGAGGUGCAGCCUGGACACAGAUGAGGCCUGCAGCUCCACAGGGUCCCUGACCUCCAGAGAAGACAAUGGUGAGGUGUUUGAUAUUUGUUCAGCGGAGAAGAUGGUGACACCAGCACCACCACGGACUACUGAAGACCUGUUUGCUGCCAUACACAGGUCUAAGAGGAAAGUUCUUGGGCGCAGGAACUCUGAGGAAGACCGAUGCCGUGUCUUCCCCCUCUCCUCCUCCUCUUCUUUCUCCUCCUCUCCUCCAGUGACCCCUCCAGGCCCUAGCCCCGACCUUCUGCAACCUCUUGAGGUGUUAGGAUCCAGUAAGGUGAGAGGUCAUGGGUUAGGGGUCAGCAGCAGCAGUGACAGCUUCAAGGCUCUGCUCCUGAGGAAGGGAAGUCGCUGCGACCCUGCAGCUCGCAUGUCUGCAGCCGAGAGACUCCGCAGUACUGCCCCCAAACACAUGAUGGCGACACCACAUAGCCAGAGCUCACAGAGCCAGAGCUCACAGAGCCAGCGAUCACAUAGUCAGCGAUCACAGAGCUCACAGAGCCUGCGCUCACAGAGCCAGCGCUCACAUAGCUCACAGAGCCAGCGCUCACAGAGCCAGCGCUCACAGAGCCAGAGCUCACAGAGCCAGAGCUCACAGAGCCAGCACUCACAGAGCUCACAGAGUCAGAGCUCACGGAGCUCACCAAGCCAGAGCUCACAGAGCCAUCCCCUGUCAGACAUACACCUGCAGCUUGGAGUGGAGUCACACACUCACACCCCUCAGCCCUUUGCACAAACACACACUGUCCAGCUAAUGACGCUACACCUACCCCAGCCCCAGUACACUCACAGACACAGGAGGAGGGCAGAGUGGGCACUCACUGAGGGCACGCUCCCUCUCUCCUCCCUGUCCUCCCCCACAUACCCCUCCUCCCCCUCUCUUUGGGGGUGGCGACCCCCCCGCUCCCCCACUCCCCCUUGCUCAGCCAGCCGGCGUUUCGCUGCCCGCAGCCGACUACCCAGCAGCCCCAUGACUGCCAUCUCGGAGCGGGAAGGAGAGGGCGAAUCAAUGGAGGGUGAUGGGUUGGCCGUGACCAUCGGACUGGGCCGCGAUUCCUGCAAGACUUUUGGAUUGGUCAAGCUCACUGACGGACGUGCCGAGGCCACCAAUGGCAGCCUUGAUUGGCAGCAGAGCAGGUCUAUGGAGACACACAACGUCUUGUGGGUAGGCUAGAGCACCAGACUGGCGAGUCGCUGUCCUACUCAUAUACCCAGGACAGAGGCUUCAGUCCAGGGCUAGGAGACUUUAUGUAUCCUGCACCUGGGAGAAAUUAUUGGAAGUCGACCACUGUCUAAAAAAAAUAAAUAAAUACCAGCCACCAGACUGGCUAUUGUACAGGACAGUGGAGGCAGGUGAGAGAAGCAAUAGGAGGAUGGGCUCAUUGUAACGGCUGGAAUGGAAUUAGUGGAGCGGAGUCAAACAUGUGCUUUCCAUGUGGUUCAUGUGUUUAAUACCAUUCAAUUUAUUUCAUUCCAGCCAUUACAAUGAGCCCGUCCUCCUAUAGCUCCUUCCACCAGCCUCCACUGGUACAAGAUGAUUGUCUCUGUUAAUAGAUUAUUGGGUAACAUGAAUGUUGUUUUUUUCUCUGACCUGUUGUUUCAGUGUUGUAUCUAGUUUUAGUAUGCAGCAGUAGCCAUUUUGAGAUUAAGAAUACAACAUUAUAUUAUAUUAUUAAAAUAUCUAAAAAAUGUUUUUUGAGGUUUCAGUUACCAAAGACAAACUGUCACUCCCAGCGAAGCAACUGCUGCAGUGGGCAUGUCUGAGAAUGUCUCUUUUGAUUGUGAUUGGCUUAUUGUUUGGAAUCAUGAUUGUGAUUGGAAGAAUGCAAUCUGCUAAUCCUAUAUUUAUAUUAUUUGAUACUUUAAAUCCUCUUUAAAACAAAUCAAAUCAAAUGUUAUUGGUCACAUACACAUAUUUAGCAGAUGUUAUUGCUGGUGUAGCGAAAUGCUUGUGUUCCUACUGUAGCUCCAACAGUGCAGUAAUAUCUAACAAUUCACAACAAAACACACAAAUUUAAAAGUAAAAAAAAUGAAAUUAAGAAAUAUAGAAAUAUUUCUUUAAUUAAAUCAUCUUAUUUAGUUUUCUGACAUUAGAUAUCAUUUGAUUGUCUUUUUUUAAAUGUAGUACGUGCUUUACUUCCCUCAUCUCAUUAUAAAGUAUCUUCUCUCAUUUCUUUUUACUUACCUUUAAUACCUGGACUUUGUACAUUUUUUAUAACAGUUGAUUUUGUGUUCUAUGAGUUUUCUAGUGCAUUUAUUUGAGAACUGUGAAGACACUGGAGUCCCAUUUGAUAUAGGUUAUCUGGAUUAUCCCUGGUGCUAGAUAUGGGUUUACGGUUUAGAGGUUAGAGAUAAAGCGUGUACAGAUUGUGUUUAGAUGGCAGAUAUGACAUAUCUAUAGGGAUGAGGUCAGGUCAACGAUAGACAGAGAUAGAGGUGGAGUGGUUAUGGGGAAAGGAUAGAUAGAAGAACAGGGUCAUGUAAAAGAUGGAGAGAGAGAGGGGUAGAGUGUGAGGUGAAAAAGAGUAAGAGAGAGGAGAGAGACGGAUGUACAGACUGAGGAGAAGGCUGAAUGAUGAGUUGAAUAAAGUAUAUUAUGACAGAGA